Molecule: messenger RNA, 1082 nt
Organism: Tachyglossus aculeatus (Australian echidna)
Lineage: Eukaryota; Metazoa; Chordata; Mammalia; Monotremata; Tachyglossidae
Gene: CIMIP2A
Product: family with sequence similarity 166 member A
Exons: 7
Coding region: 29-979 (316 amino acids)
Source: RefSeq, a predicted model, not a curated record
GCCCGGCACAGAAGGCCUCAGGACCACCAUGACAACACCACAGAUUGACCAUCUCCUCAACCCGGAGCCUCACUACAUCCCGGGCUACACUGGCUUCUACCCUCAGCUUCACUACCAGCUGGGGCAGACAUACGGGAAGACCACAGCCCGGCUGCUGGCCGAUCCGACGGGAUCGAAGAAAUCCCGCAGCCUGCUCUCUCCGCUCGCCAAACCCAAAUUCCCCGAGGGCCUGAGCCAGGAGAAGCCCCCGGACCCUGGGGAUAUGGAUCUGCACCAGGCCUACGUCCCCCAUUACACCGGGUUCAAGCCUCACAGGGACUUCCGAGUGGCAGGGCGCUACUGCCCGCCGGGCACGGCGCCGCACCGCGGGACGGGGGCCACCUGGGACCUGCCGUCGACGGGCAUCAUGCCGUACCCGCCCUACCCACCGUGCCCCCCGGCCCGUCCGGGAGACCCCCGUGCCCUCGGCCACCCGGGCUUCAGGCUGGCCUGGGGGGAAGCAGCUUGGCAGCAGGCCGCCCUCCCUCCCGCAGUCCCUGGCCCGCCUCAGUUCCAGCACUUCCGGAGGGACGAAUAUCCCGUCCGGAGCCCUCGGACGGAGCCCCUGGACAUCGGCAAGUUCCAAAGGCUUCCCAAACUGGACGGGCCCAACCUGAUCCAGCGCAAGGCCAUCUCAGGGUAUUCCGGUUUUAUUCCCCGCUUCACCUGGAUCAUGGGGGUGAAUUACCAGCGGGGACUCAGACAGGCGAUGGACGAGUUUGACCAGAACCAGUAUAAGAUAAGAAACCCUGUCUGCGCCCUGGGAGAGAGAUUUCCUGAUACUCACUGGCCCAACACCAAGAUUUUCACCAGCAAGGGAAUGGUGCCUUUCUACACGGGAUUCAUACCAAACUUACGCGACAACUUCGCCCUGACCUUCGGCAACGGCAGCCGCCUGUCCCACCGGCAAGAACGCGCGAGGCGAAACUAUGCGCUAUGAAAAACAAAAAACGCUUUAAUCGUGGUGUUGUCUGUACAGCCUUUGAUGGUAAAAGAACGGGAAACGACGGGAGGUGCGGAGGACGGGGGAGAGAGGAGGAGAG